Molecule: messenger RNA, 6155 nt
Organism: Protopterus annectens (West African lungfish)
Lineage: Eukaryota; Metazoa; Chordata; Ceratodontiformes; Protopteridae
Gene: YJEFN3
Product: YjeF N-terminal domain containing 3
Exons: 6
Coding region: 609-1418 (269 amino acids)
Cellular component (GO): mitochondrion
Molecular function (GO): NAD(P)HX epimerase activity
Source: RefSeq, a predicted model, not a curated record
AGUGGUCAUUCCGACUUUGGUACUAACCUGUAUAUUUUUUCUUCUCCGUCUCGCGCUCUAUUUCUCCUACACACUUUCUCUGACUUAUCCACUACAGCCAAUCAGAGUGAAGAGUAAACACUCCCCAUCCUCAGCAUCCUAAGGCAAGUGUGUUACCAUGGAAACCAGAAGCAGGAUGGUGCACAGAACGCAGAGGAGCUAACGAAUCGAAGGGGGAAGUGUUUCAAGAUUUGGAAUCCCCAGCUCCCGAAGAUGCGGUGUUCUUCACAGUAGCUGGACAGCAUCUGCAGGAACUUUCUCGAGUAUCUCGAGGAGGGGUCGGUCUGGCAUUUACAUUUUGGACGCCUGAUAUCUAGUUUACCGAGAGGAAAAGGGAAUAUUAAUGUAUUUAACAAUUAUACUGUAGCUGUUUUCUGGGCUGAAGCAAUCGGGAACCAGUUGCAUCGUGUCCUAAGUCGACCUCAGAGUCUGAAGAUACACUGUGGACUUGCUUUCGCCGUCACUGGGUGCCCAGCAGGCACAGAGCGGGUUGUUGGUACCACUCUAUGUAGUCCCUGCAAAGGGCAUAUUUGACAGGGUUGAUUUGUUUUUUCACAAUAACCAGCUGCAUGCAGCAGGCCGGGUGGCUGGAGAGAAACAAACUCAAAAGGCGGAGCAGUGCGAUGAAUCAGAUCCUUUCUCGGUUUUCCAAACCGACCGAGGAUGGACCCGAGAACCAGUGGCGCAGCGUCAGCAAGGAAGAAGCGGAAGCUAUUGAGAGGGAACUGUUGGACGACUACAAGUUUGGCCAACAGCAGCUGAUUGAGAUUACAGGCCAUGCCUGCGCUAUGGCAGUGACAAAGGCCUUUCCAUUAACUUCUUUAACAAAGAAGCAGCCAACGGUGCUGGUAGUUUGUGGUCCAGAUAAGAAUGGAGCUGUAGGAAUGGUUUGUGCACGGCAUCUACGAAUUUUUGAAUAUGAACCAACCAUAUUUUAUCCAAAACGAUCCAUAAAUCCUCUUUAUCAGGACAUCACUACUCAGUGUGAAAAGAUGGAUAUUCCGUUCCUUUCUUAUCUCCCAACUGAGGUGCAGUUAAUCAAUGAUGCUUACAACAUUGUGGUGGAUGCUAUUCUAGGAUUUGGUAAUGAGCAAGGAGACCUGAAGGAGCCAUAUAUCACCAUCCUAACAACUCUGAAACAGAUUAAAAUCCCAAUUGUCAGUGUGGAUGUCCCAUCAGGAUGGGACGUGAAUGAUGGAAGUGCAGAUGGCAUAAAUCCUGAAGUGCUGGUAUCCUUAAUAGCACCCAAAAAGUGUUCUACACACUUUUCUGGAAGACACCAUUUUCUAGCUGGCAGGUUUCUACCUUAUGAUAUUCAAAAGAAAUAUGAGCUUAAUCCACCAGAAUAUCCUGGCACAGAGUGUGUAGUGCUGCUUUAAGGUGAAAAGGAUGUAUUUUAGAAGGAAACAGUUGGAUAUGCAUUUUGUAUCUCUGGAUAGCAACGUUUACUCUCUAUUACAUUAGGAAGGAAAUCGCAGGAUGUGUGUGAUGUAAGCCUUAGGUUGUCAACUGCACCAGUGUCGUAGUGGUAGCAACCCUUUGAAAGUUAAAAACAUUACGCCUGAAACUCCUUUUCAUCCCCUUUUUGAAGCACAAAAAAUAACCCAAACAGUUUUAUGUGGAUUGACUAUGACUGUUACUCUAUACUUACUGCCUGCGGCCUUUACCUCCAUGACAAGUGCGAAUUUUGUGGUGGUGAUGAUGUCUAACUCCUUCUAGGUGCUGUUCAGUACUUAAUCCAUGAGGCUGCUGCUUAUUCAUGUCUUAUUCCAUCUUUAAUUACUGUGACGCAGUCUUGACAGAGCAGUGGCCACUACCACAUACAAUUCUAUCACGGGAAUAACUACUCCAAGCCACUUUGAGCUACCAACCUUGGAAAACACGUUUAAUGAGAUGUAUCAACUGCCUACCAUGAAAAUCAGGAUGAGUAUCUCUGACACCUGCAAGCCUGCCAUUAAUAGUUAAGAUAAUUGUACUGCCAACACAGAAAUAAUAUUUAGCAGCAACCUGUGAACAUCAUCUGCCAACUAUACUUCCCACUGAAGGAAAAACUAAAACUCCCCGCCAUGGAUAAAGCAGUUAUAAUAGUCAGCAAAUACUGCCUAAUACACUGUAACUACCUGCUAUGUAUAAAGCAGUUGAAACACUCAGCAAAUACUGCCUAAUAUGCACGAUCCAGACAGCGAUACCAUGUACAUACUGCCAGACAGGUAUAAUUCGGGUAUUGGUACCAUGUAAAUACUGCCUGUGACAUCCUGUAAAUAUGACCUGCAAUGAACAGUACAAGUGGAUACUUCCUUAUUAUGAGUCACCUGGAUAGUAACAUGAGAGUCUGUAGCUAUUCCUGGACAAUCUGAACUAUGACACAAUCGUAGUUAUUUUGUACUAUGGAUGGUCUGACUAAUGAUGCCAUUUUAAUAAAACUGUCAGCUACAACUAAUACACACUCUGACAUCUGAGUAAUGACUGGUAUCUGCUAUGAAUUCUAGAAAAAUGUCACUGGAUAAUCACCCCAUCACAGUUUUAUCUGGGGAAUGUCACCUGCAAAGGGUAACCUUCAAUUUGGUAUUUAGCAGUGAUUAAUACCAAUCUUGAUGGAGGCAGCACCUGAUAAAAUAAUAACUAGCAUCCACCGACUGAAUGGCCUGCUAGUGCCCCCUUCUGUAGACAUUAUCACAAAAUGACUGUUGACUUGUUAUACAGUUACAUCCCUGCCUAGCCUCUUUUAACUGUAUGGAUAAUGUUACCCACAUCACUGUUUCAUGUUGCAGUGGUUUGGGGUACUCAGAUUGUUGUCCUUAUGAUUGAGAUCUAUCACACAUAUAAUUGAGAAAUAUAUUCCUUUCAAAUAAGUGCUUUGUUCUUUUUUGUUAUUCUCUAGAAAUGUUAAAAUACUGACCAUUUAAAACUCUUAUUGUGAGUUUAAAAAAAGCUGUAGUAAUUACAAACCUUGUAAUGAUAACUUUUACACCAUGCAAAUAUGAGUGUGUCUAGCAACUAAGAUUCAAUGUAUGAUGCAAGAUAUUUGUGCCUGGUCAUGUGAAGGUAGCAUUUUGUUCAAAGCAGUGCAGGGGUCCAGUUCCUAGUCCUGAAACGUUUUGAUAUCAGCUAUUGACUACUUGAUCAGAAAAAGUCCUCCAUCCAAGAAAGUUCAAAAAGAUAUAUAUAUAUAUAUAUUUUACAUUUCUUCAAAUGCCACUAUCUAAAUGGACUAUUUAAUUUCAAAGUAAUGAUUCAUUUGCAUUUUGGUCACUGCAGAGUUUUUUUCUCUUGAAUCCCAGUGAUCCUUCAAGUUCUAAUUCUGGCUUUGAAUGUUGGACUAUAUAUGCAUGUAGCAUUUAGUGCGUGUCCAGAAACUUUAUAACAAUGUGGUACCUUAUUCACUGCUGUUAUUAGAGUAUCUUUAUUUUUCAAACUUAGAUGAAGUGGUGGAUACAUCUGGUAGGAUACUGCUCUAUAUGAAAAUAUAGUAAAGGUGGCAUUUUAUUUUUUACAUAGUUUAUUAUGUAAAGAAAUUCAUUUUCAGUCUAUUCAGUCAUCUAUUUUUAGUGAUAAUUUAUUUACAUCACAAUAGUGGUGAAAACAGCUGAUGCUUUUUCAUUUUAUUAGCCCCUCUUAUUUGCUCACAUACAUUAAUCAUCUCUUUCGCAACUGGUUUUGCUGUCAUUUCAGGUUUGAAAUGAUCAAAGACUCACCCCUUAGGGAUGCAGAGACGCAGCCUUACAUCAAUAUUUUGCAUAAUUUUAGGCACAUUGUCUUAUCAAAGGAUAAUGAAAUACAGUGCACUUUUAUGAUACUUUUCACUGUAGGCAUGCGGAAAAUGAACAUAAACUUUAUCUGACAGAUUCGACAGAAGGCAAGGAUGAACUUUUUCAGUCUUAAAUUAAAAAGAAAGGCCCUUUAUUCAUUGCAGCUUAAAAUAAAUAAACGGGAGGAGGAAGAAAUACAACAACAAGCCAAACGUUGAGUUGCAACCAGCAAAAGAAUAAAACUUUGAUUGUCAUUAUGCAAUUCUGAUGAAUGGCAGGAAACAAGCAAGAAAUUCUCAGUCCAUAUCUAGGGAUUUUUGUGCCCUCUAAGACUUCUCACCUCUCUGUUUUCCCAUCAAAUUAUUUAUUUGUCUAUUACUUAUUUGCAUUUGUUUACCAGGAAAGUCUAAAUUGGCCAAAAGUCCCUUUUCAGCCGAGGCCUGGGGAGCAUCAGAAAUAAAGCAUUAUGUUAGUUAUCUGGCAAGCAAUACUGUCUCUGUCACUGUGACUUCUGCAUUCAAAAAAAAAAGUUUUACUCUAAUCAUACAAAAUGCUACUGUUUAUUUUUGUUUUGCAUUUGUUGCACAUUACCUCAGCCCAAUGUAUUUAGCUAUGUUCUUUUAAAAUUACCCUUUUGUUUCUCACUGUUUUUUAUAGCUACAGAAGGACAACAUCUAUCUUUGGCACAAUACUAUAUAGUCUUUAUUUAGAUUAUUUUAUGCUUGCCUUCUGAUUGGUGACAUUCCUAAAGAUGUGCCCCCCCCCAAAAAAAAAAUAUAAUAAAUAUUUUAGCUUUAUCUGCUUAUCCAGCCUUGAAUUCCUGGGCUAACGUUAUGUGGAUACCUGCAGAAUCAAACUCCACAGCAGAGGCCUCAAAACUUGUUAUGAAAUGUAGUUUUAUGCAAGUUACAGGUUUACAAAAAAGACAGAAAGAGAGAGAGAGAGAGAGAUAACAGGUGUUGGCAUUCAUGACAGGAUUCUUAAUGUUCUUAUAGGGUGCAGUGUUUCAGGUCGGGGGGUGAAUGCAAACAGCUGCAUUCUAUUUCCAUGUUUUUCAAACAAGAAUAUCACCCCUGUGUAUGCUACUACCUUGGUCCCUUAUGCAGUGCUUUCUUAGAUUUUAAUAUGGCAGAAUCUCUUGCCUUCCCACUUUUAAUAUAGUAUAUAAUGCUGUAGCUUUGCAGAUCAAAUACUUAUUUACUUAAUAAAUAUCUGUCACUGUAAAGAUUUUAUUCUGGAGUACUAUUUCCCAAAUAGCUAUUUCAUUUCAGGUGACAGACUUGGGCGGGGUUCACGUGUUUGCACAAAUUCACUUUCACUACCUUCCCAUGCAAGGAACAUGUUGCACUGAUUACUUGUUAAAUAUCUGAAAAGCCCCUCUUUUGAAAUAAGAAUUAAGGAGAAGGUGUGUUGUCUAAACCUGUGAUGUUUCUUACAUUUCUCAUUUCUUGAGUGAAAUUGUGAGAUUAAAAUGUAGGUCGAUAAUGUACAUUUCAAGUUAGGUUUCUAAAUGUUUCUUAAAAGUAAUCUAAAUCAGAUCUAAGGAUAGUUAGAGGCCUGUUUUAGUCUCAUACAAAUUCAUUGUAUCCUGCUAAGUUCUAACAUCUGAGAAGAAAUAAAAUGUUGAUUGGUGUUCUAGUGGUUCAAAAUGCAAUGCCGGUAUUAGCAUGUAAUUAGCAUAUAGUCAUAUACAAAUCUGUGCACUUCAAUAGAUUUGCAAAACAGUUCAAAAUCUAAAGAUUUUAGUUUACUUUUAAAGAUUUUAGACAGAAGCAGAAGCUGUUCAGCCAUUCAUAGAUUGCAGUAUUUAGUUUAGUUUUUUAUUUAUUUUAUGAUGAUGUAAUAUUUUAUAUAUCAGAUAAUUAAUAAAACAUAUGAUAUAUGUGUUUUAGCACUCUUCUCUCAGGUCACUGCGAUAAUCAUGCGCUAAUUGGGUUCUCAAUGUUUAUCUCUGGAUAUGGACUUCUUACCUGAAAGACCGAAAGCAGCCCUUUUGAAGAGUGCCUUAACACCUUGGCACCUGUAUUUACAUUUUAUAUAAAAUAUGAAAUGUUGCCUAGCAGCCUAUCUAAAUUAUAAAUGUCGUCCAAGAUUUAAAAGUCCAGGCUCAAUGAGUUAGUCCUGAUUUGUGAUUCCAGUGACAUAAUGUUUAUUUGUAACCUGUGAUGCAGUAAAAAGUUCCCAUCAGUAUGUAGGACCAGUGUAUGUUUAUCUAUCACUUCUUAUACCACGAUUACCCUUUUUAUUCUGUGAUCUAUAAAUCUGUAAACUGCUGUAGUGUGUGCGCUUGUGUAUAAAACUGAUGAAGUGAAGGUUACUGCCUGUAGAAAGAGGCCUAUAAUUCUAUUAAAGACAUGAUGCUUCUUG